Messenger RNA from Symbiodinium sp. CCMP2592, 2619 nucleotides. NCBI's taxonomy places the organism in Eukaryota, Dinophyceae, Suessiales, Symbiodiniaceae. The record is from the annotation of a GenBank genome assembly.
AUGUUAUGUUGGCAAGCCUGCACAACAGGUCCGCGCCCUCAACAGUGGUCUGCCGACGACUGCCUCAGCGCCCUCACCAAGGAUGCGGAGGAGGGCUACACUGCACUUGGGUCGGUCUUUUGGGUUCAUCUGGAUCCCAACCACCCCUCCUUGCAGUCCGUGUCCUUUCUGGAGUUGCUGCAGGAGUCCAAGAAGCUGUUUCCACAUCUUAGUUUAGUAUUCCAGAGUGGGUUGGCUUGUUUGCUAGAGUUACUGCUCAUUGAAGAAGAAGAAGUAGAUAGCUAUUAUUGGAAGGUCCAUCACUCCUGUUUCCUUCAGCUGUUGCCAGCCAGGUUUGUGGGCGGACUAUGGCCGAUGGAUCUGUCGAUUCUUCUGCGAGUUGAGGAAGCUCGGACCUGGUCAGAGCAGAAUAAGAACAACGUUCUCAGAAGGUGUCCUUUGGUCCAAGGGCACGUGGUCGUGGCGGCCUUCUACAUCGGUCUGGCACGGUCGGUCCUGGAUCGCAAUGCGACCGCCAUAAACGACUGGUUGAAUCUGGCCGGAUCUGUGAGGUUACACGUCCACAGUCUUAUAACGUCUGCAGAUGACCCGGACGGAGAGGUCCGACGUGCAAUCUUGGCCUUGCAAGCUCAAACUCGGUCGGAUACAGUUGCGAGGCUGUCCUGCUCUUACCUGACUUGGCUGAAGAUGUUGGAGACCGUCCUGGCAAGUCCGAAAUACAACGGGAAAAAACUGGAGGAAGUGGUCGAUCUCUUGAAGGAGACGGACAAAAUCCACUAUGUCGAUGGUCGGGUCAUGAAUAGGACCCUGCUGGUUUGCGCCAACAAUGCCAUCGCCAGCUUCAAGGACGGACAAGCCGUCGAGGCGUUUCUGUCCUUGGAAAGAGGCUGGGGUCGGACGUUGUUUUCCUUACACUCGGAGAAGCUGCGAAUGCUUCUGUUCGGCUGCAAGCCGGUUUGUGGUGGUCUGACUUACGUCUUGGAAACCAUGUACUUUAUGCUGCAUCUCAAGUUGAUCACUCCUGGCAGGUUCACAACACAUGCUAUGAAUGGUCAGAAGAAGACCAGUUUUUUGACCUUGGCAUUGGCUGCCCUGCAGAUUCUGCAAACCCUCAAAGCCAAGCUGCUGGAUGACCCGAAAGGGUCCGAGUGUUUGGCUGUCUUGAGAAUGUUUGAGAGGCCGAGCAAACUGGUCACAUACGUGAGGGUACAGGAGGGGGAAGUGGCGGAGGAGGAUGGUGGUGAUGCUGAUGAGACCGAGGCUCAGGAAGCCGACGAGGAAGAUGGCCAGACUGGGCAGAAGAAGAAAAAAGGAAGUGACAAAGAAGUUAUUUUGGGCGGCUGGUUCCUGGACAAGGAAACCCGCGCAUUGAGUCUGGCGGAAAUCCUCCUUCGGCUGGUCUGUGGAAGGUACGAGAAGGAUGUGGUUCACCUGGUCAAGCACAGUCAGCUUGGUUUCCUGGCCGAGGGCCUCCACCUUCCUCUUCCUCUGGUUCAGGCUCUGUGGUCUGUCGUUGGCAUCGCGCACCACAACGCAGAGGAUGCUUCAUCAAAAGGGGUGGAGCCGAUGGUGGUCGGACCAGGAGAUGUGGAAGCAUGGCUGCAACAGCAGCUCGAGGUUUGUCUGCUCCCGAUGAAGAACCUCAAGACUGAGGUGGUCAGAGCAAUCCUGAAAACCUCGGUUCUGAACCGAGAAGGUGUGGGCCGCGUGCUCUACGUCUGGAAUGGGGACUCCAUCCAGGAAAAGCCCACAAGGCCGUGGAUGCGAACAGGCGCUUUUGGUCGGGCUCAGAAGAAAGUCUUGACUGCUGUGCUGAAGAUCUUCGUGGACAUGGUCAGCAAAGCUAAGACGCAUGGCUUCAAAGACCAUGCAAUGGCCCUGGCCUGUGAUGGUGGUCUGAGGGCGCAGCGGCAGCUGUUCGGGGCCAACAAGAUCUUCGGUCUGUCCGCGAAAGAGCUCAUCGUGUACCAGCGCCACCGAGGUCCGACGGCCAAAAAAAGGGUCGGACAGAAGAAGCAGAGCCAGCACCACGUCGUGCAGCAUGUCUACAUGAACAUCAACAUGGAGAACAAGAAGGAAAAAAACCUUUUUUUGAGGUCGGUCGUGGACAGGCUGUCGGAUGUGGAGGGGUCGGUCGUCAAUCCUUUGCCACUGGGGUAUCCGGCGUUUCCUCUGGUCGGUCCGAAGACCAAGUGCGAGGUCAUGGGUUGGACCAAGAAGAAGCGAGGGCCAGCAAGCCCCGCUUCGUGGAGGUCUGACGCGGAGCUGCCAUUGUUCUGGCGAGAGAAGAAGCCGGUCGGAUGGUGGUUGGACGUUUUGACAGCAAUGCAGCCGGAUGCUGUCGUGGACUUCACACCUGGUUGCGGUCUGCCCUUGGCCUGUCUGACGCGCUCUGUGCGCUACGUUGGCGUCCAGCACUACCCAGGCCUGGCCUGGAACGACGCUCACAAGAGGUGCCUGGCCUCUCACAUCCACCUCGAGGCCGCCAAGAAGCACCUCGCCGGUCGACCCCUCCUGUGGUCGGACUUGGAUGCCUAUGCUAAUGCUGACGAUGAGGAACCACAGACCGAAGAAGAGGACGAUGAUGAAGAUGACGGCAGCGGAAGCGACGAAUCCUAG